AUCACAUUUCUUUCUAGUAAAUUUGUGAAUAAAAUUAACUUGACACAAGCACGUUUUAUAAAAAGUUUUCUUAGUUUUCCUAUAUUGUAUGUGUUAAAUUAAAUUAAUAAUAUAAGAAAAUGGCUGCUUUUCCAGGCAGUGUAGCUUUUGAUGAAUAUGGUCGUCCAUUUAUUAUAAUUCGAGAUCAAGAAUCUCAAAAACGACUCACCGGGAAUGAAGCUAUUAAAUCACAUAUUCAAGCUGCUCGUCAAAUUGCUGGUACCAUUCGUACAUCUUUAGGACCAAAAGGUUUGGAUAAAAUGAUGGUAUCACCAGAUGGUGAUGUAACUGUAACUAAUGAUGGUGCUACCAUUUUAAAAAUGAUGGAUGUUGAUCACGAAAUUGGUAAAUUAUUAGUGCAAUUGGCACAAUCUCAAGAUGACGAAAUUGGAGAUGGUACUACUGGUGUUGUUGUCUUAGCCGGUGCUUUACUUGAGCAAGCCGUUCAUUUACUGGAUCGUGGUAUUCAUCCAAUUCGUAUUGCUGACGGUUACGAAUUAGCCGCUCAACAUGCUUUACAACAUUUAGAUAAAAUCGCCGAAGGCUUUCCAUUAGGUGACAAGGAAUCAUUAGUUAAGGUAGCAAUGACUACUUUAGGAUCAAAAAUUAUUAAUAAAUGUCAUAGACAAAUGGCAGAAAUUGCCGUGGACGCAGUAUUAGCUGUUGCAGACAUGGAAACCCGUGAUGUCAAUUUUGAAUUAAUCAAAGUUGAAGCACGUGUUGGAGGUCGUUUGGAAGAUACCAUGCUUGUAAAAGGGGUUGUUAUUGAUAAAUCUAUGUCGCAUCCACAAAUGCCUAAAGAAUUACGGAACGUGAAAUUAGCUAUUUUAACUUGUCCGUUCGAACCACCAAAACCAAAAACAAAACAUAAGCUUGAUGUCACUAGCACUGAAGAAUACAAACAAUUACGGGAAUACGAAGCAGAAAAGUUCACUGAAAUGGUGACACAAGUUAAGAAUGCUGGUGCAACUUUAGCUAUUUGUCAAUGGGGAUUUGACGAUGAAGCAAAUCAUUUGUUAUUACAACACAAUUUACCAGCAGUACGUUGGGUUGGUGGACCAGAAAUUGAAUUAAUAGCAAUCGCAACUGGAGGACGUAUUGUACCACGAUUUGAAGAAUUGAAUGCCAACAAACUUGGAUCAGCUGGUUUGGUCCGUGAAAUUUCAUUUGGUACAACCAAAGACAAAAUGUUAGUUAUUGAAGAAUGCGCAAAUUCUCGUGCCGUUACUAUCCUCGUACGUGGUGGAAAUGCAAUGUUAAUUGCAGAAGCUAAACGUAGUCUUCACGAUGCACUAUGUGCUGUACGUAGCUUGGUCCAAGAACCACGAGUUGUAUAUGGUGGUGGAGCAGUUGAGGUCAGUUGUAGCUUAGCUGUUUCUCAACAGGCUGAUCGUUUAAGUAGCUUGGAACAAUAUGCGUUCCGAGCGUUUGCAGAAGCUUUAGAAUGUGUUCCAAUGGCUUUAGCUGAGAACAGUGGAUUGAAUUCAAUUGAAGCGUUAUCGGAAGUUAAAUCUCGUCAAGUAGCUACUGGUGAUUCUGGUUUGGGUAUUGAUUGUAUGGCAACUGGUAGUAAUGAUAUGCGUGCGCAACAUAUUAUCGAAUCCUUACGAUCAAAGAGGCAACAAUUUAUUUUAGCUACACAGUUAGUUAAAAUGAUUUUGAAAAUUGAUGAUGUAAGGUCUCCUGGUGAACAGUAUCAAUAGCUAUUUUUUUCACAUAUUUUUUUGCUUUUUCAUAAUUAUUUUUGUUUUCGUCAUGCAUUUAUUAAUUUUUUUUAAUUUAACAUGUAAUUUGUAAUUGUCUUUCACUCUGUUUUGCAAUGAUAUUUACAACCAACUUAAUCAACAAAUUAAUAAAUUCUUAUUAAUAUUUA
Messenger RNA from Chrysoperla carnea, 1912 nucleotides. It is a transcript of the gene CCT5, whose product is annotated as T-complex protein 1 subunit epsilon. Gene Ontology annotation, biological process: protein folding. NCBI's taxonomy places the organism in Eukaryota, Metazoa, Arthropoda, Insecta, Neuroptera, Chrysopidae. The record is from RefSeq and is a predicted model, not a curated record. Gene Ontology annotation, molecular function: ATP binding; ATP hydrolysis activity; ATP-dependent protein folding chaperone. The coding region runs from base 120 to 1742 and encodes 540 amino acids. The transcript has 2 exons. Gene Ontology annotation, cellular component: chaperonin-containing T-complex.